Haplochromis burtoni (Burton's mouthbrooder) is the source of this 1580-nucleotide messenger RNA. It is a transcript of the gene pih1d2, whose product is annotated as PIH1 domain containing 2. Bases 255 to 1211 code for a protein of 318 amino acids. Gene Ontology annotation, biological process: box C/D snoRNP assembly; rRNA processing. NCBI's taxonomy places the organism in Eukaryota, Metazoa, Chordata, Actinopteri, Cichliformes, Cichlidae. The record is from RefSeq and is a predicted model, not a curated record. The transcript is spliced from 5 exons. Gene Ontology annotation, cellular component: ribonucleoprotein complex; R2TP complex; cytoplasm.
UAUGGCAACUGACAACAUUGGCCUAACUAGUGUUAGCGAUUACAACUAAUGAGCUACAGAACGUAAUUAGUUGAGGGUUUUUUUUUUUAAAUUAAUAUUUGUGUGAUACUGCUCCAUAUUUGUCGGCUAUUUAAGGUGUUUCUAUAACACAUGCUCCUCUAACACUGCUGACCGGCUGGUUUUCUGACGCACAAACUUUUUCUGCCAACUAGCUAGAGGUAGCUAGGUAAUAAAAGUACGACAGUUACCUUAACAUGUGCUCCACUGGCAGUACAGAGGAUGUUUUGCAGCAGAUGAGCAAACUGUGGUCCAUGCUGGAUGAUCUCUCUGAAAAUGACCCUGCAGCCUACCGUACGCUUAUAGAGAAACAGAUAAAGGAAGGAGCUGAAUUCAGAGCGCCGCCCGAGCUGUACACCUGCCUCUGCACUGAAAUACUGAAACCAAAGAAAGGCCUGCUGUACAUCAACAUAUGCGGCUGGAAACGUGUGCCUGCGCCUCAGGAUCCCAGCAGGCCUUUACCAGUGUACACUGGGAAACUGGAAACAGGCACAAAUGAAGAUCAAGGCUGGUAUACUGUGCUGGAUGUGGCAUUAAAUCCUGUGUUGCUGCAGGAAAGUAGGGAGAACAAAGCAGAGAUUAACCAGGUCUAUAUGCUGGCCCUGAGCUUUGCCCAGAAGCAGCUUGGGAUGACGUUAUCACAGCAGUACAGAGUUGUCAACAGUAGCCCAAAUAGUAGCCCAGAUGAGUUGCACUGCCGGCUUGGAUUUCAGAAGUUGUCCAGUGCCCCCAAACAACCCAACACAGCCGGUCAGACACCAGCUGCCCUCCUGCAGCACAUCUCCUCCCUACGAUCAGAAAACCAAGAGGACUCUGCUCCUCAAAUUAUCUUUAGGCCUGCAGAGAAAAUAAAGAAGGAUUUGAUCCAGGUCAUCUCAGCCGCUUCUGUAGAGCCUCAGAAGCCAGAGUAUCGACUCGAGGUGAAGACCGAUGCAGCAGGAGUUCCUGACAGCGUGGAACUGACGGUGGAGCUGCCAAUGGUUUGUUCCAUGUCAGAAUGCCAGCUGAGCAUGUCCAAGGAUGACGUCUUACUGGAGGUGGAGGAUCUUUACUAUUUGCUUGUGGACUUCCCAAAAACUGUAAACGAAGACACCGCGUCUGCCAUCUUUAAUAAGAAGAAACGAAGACUUACAUUGAAAGUGAAUGUCUUGUGAUCAUUUUCCUUAAUUAAGAAACAAAUGUGCAGUGUUUGUUAAGCUAGCUAAACACUGGCAUUGAAAAUGCCUCAAACAAAAACAACAAAACUCCUGUUGUGCAAUGUACAAAUUAAAAAAAAAGGGAAAAAAGCACUGAGAGCGCAUUGUGCUGUGGAGGGACUCGUAUUCUGCCUCAGAAUUCAAGUUAACUAACAAUAAACAGCUUGCGUGUAAAUUGAUCCAUUUCCAAGAGCAACAUGUUUGUGAAACAAAUAUGUAACAGUGUCCCUUUGUGCUGUGUGGGCUGAGGCUCAGCAGCAAAUUUAAUUCUAACCCCCCACCCCCCCCAAAAAAAAAAAAAAAUUAAUUGACUUUAAUGACAAUCUG